UAGGAGGGAGGGCGGGCGGGCUAUCUAGCUCAGUCGACUGCAUACCAUUUUCUUCUUUGACCAUAUCUUCCGUCUUCUUGCAAUUUUCAUACAAGUGUAUGUAUAUAUAAGUUGAGCAAGUAAGGAGAUUCAGAGAUUUCAGAUAUGGAGAAACAUACUAAACCCAGAUCCAAUAUCUUAAAAUUUCUACCAAAAGCUGCCUCUGCUGUUACCUUUCAAAAUCCUCCUUUCAGCCCAGGUAAAGAUAAGAGGCCAGAUAUCCACAUAAACAAGCUCAGAGCUCAUACGGGUAAAGGGUUCUCUGGUCCGAUCAUAUCAAUAAUUCCUGAUGAAGCUCGGAGGAAGUCCAAGAAUGAAAGCUUUGAAAACCAGGAACCCACUUCGCCGAAAGUUUCGUGCAUGGGCCAAAUCAUAAAGCACAAGGCCAAUCAUCAGAAGAAGAAGAUGAGUCAUAAGAAAUCUGCGUCGCUUCCUAAGGAUAUUAAGCCGGGAGCAGUAUCUUCUUCUCCACGAGAGGUGAAGAAACAGGCAUCAAAGUUUAGGAGACUCUUCAGCGGUGUGAAACCAGCAAGAAAAUCUGAUGUUUAUGAUGAUGAUCAUGAUCAGAAACAACCACAUUCGGCACCCGCUUUGAGUCAGAUGAAAAAGUUUGCCAGUAGUCGUAAUGCUUUUUCCAAUUUUGAUUGGAUGGCUCAGCAGAUUUCACCGCUGGAAUCCGAUCACCGGAAUUAUUAUUCUGACGAAGAAAAAGGAAACAGUGAUGAUGAAGAAGAAGAUCAUAUCAUUCCAUUUUCUGCACCUAUAACGGUAGGUGGAGACGUAGCUUUGCAGCCAAGGAAAGAAGUUAAUUUGUGGAAAAGAAGAACAAUGGAUCCUCCAAAGCCUCUUCAAUUGAAUACGAUGGUCAGAGCAAACUGAUCAUGUACAUUCUUCAUUAAUUUUUUUUACUGGGUUCUUCUGUUUUGUUCAUCUUAGAUUUUGUUAUGUAUAUAUGUGUGAUGCGAUACGAAGAUCAAUUCUGAAAUUUGCUUGAUAUAUCAAAUCACAUUCAUCAAUGGAUGCUCAAGCAAAUCUGAAAAUGUUUUUCUUUUGAA
Mangifera indica (mango) is the source of this 1094-nucleotide messenger RNA. RefSeq lists its product as uncharacterized. Lineage: Eukaryota; Viridiplantae; Streptophyta; Magnoliopsida; Sapindales; Anacardiaceae. The record is from RefSeq and is a predicted model, not a curated record. Bases 145 to 918 code for a protein of 257 amino acids. The transcript has a single exon.